Cucumis sativus (cucumber) is the source of this 1035-nucleotide messenger RNA. RefSeq lists its product as uncharacterized. Bases 109 to 831 code for a protein of 240 amino acids. The record is from RefSeq and is a predicted model, not a curated record. The transcript has 2 exons. Lineage: Eukaryota; Viridiplantae; Streptophyta; Magnoliopsida; Cucurbitales; Cucurbitaceae.
CAAAAAACAUUAUGCUUUGAUUUCAGGGAUAAUUUGGAUAUUCCUGCUUUAUCAUUUCUCUCUCUCUCUUUCUCUUAACACAAGACCUACCAUAAGAGAGUUCCCCAAAUGGGGUGUAAACUGAACUCUCCCAAUACCCCAAUUCUCUUCAAAUUUUCCACAAAAAGAUCCAACCUUGGAGGCAAAAGCAUCAAAUUUUCUCCCACUUCCUGUCUCAACAGUCAAAACCAAGAAACACCCACCAUUCCCACCACCACAAAGAUCCCAAAAUCUAAUAUUUCCACUGUUCAUUUCAAGUCUCUCACAGCUUGCAAGCUUGGCAUUUCUAGAUUCCCUGAUUUCCAAUAUAAUGCUGAAGGAGGAACAGGAACUGGGUCUGUCAAGAUCCACGAUGAUAAUGGCAGCAACAGCCGACUUUUAGUUUCUUUCGAUGUUGACACCCUUUACAUCCCACCAUUGACAACUCAAACCACUAAGUUUCUGGGUCUGCCAUUGCCACCGUUUCUGAAGAUUGAUGUUCUUCCUGAAUUCUUCCAAGGAAGCAUCAAUCAAGAGUCUGGCAAGGUUGAGCUUGAAUUUGAGUCAAAGUUCAUAUUCUCAAUUGGGAGUUUGUAUAGAGCUCCUCCAUUGCUAGUAAAAACCGUGCUGAGUUCUGAAGAAUCAAGAGGAAUCAUAAGAAGUGGAAAAGGAGAGAGAUUGGAUGACGAUGGAAAUUGCAGAUUGGUAGGGGUGGCUACUGUUGACCCCAUUGAUGAUUUGUUUCUCAAUUCCUUCCUCUCUCUCCCCACUGAAUGUAUUGCAAACCUCAAUGCUAUAAUCACAUUCUCUUAGAGAGACAGCAAGAAGAAUAUAUUAUAACACAGUGAUGUAAUUGUUUGGGACAAAAAUCAGACACAUACAUAUUUGAAAACAAAUAAUAUAAUGCAUAGGUAGUUGUUCUGGUCAUCCAUGAUUUGUGUUUGAAUUUUGUCAUUCCAUUUUUUUAUAAACCUUUCGUCUGGUUAAGAGCAAAAGAGACCAUAUCUUUUUGUAGUU